GGUUUCUGUUAAGUUUGGGAAUGUUUAUUUGAAUUAAGUAUUUAGUUUAGUUUAGCGUAAGUUUGUUGUGAAUAAUUUAUAAUAUCAAAUGUAUUUAUAUUAUGGCGGACAAACGAUUAACAAACAGUUUCAAGAGCUAUGUUGGGUUAGACGAUGAUUAUUUGAACACAAGCAAUGAAGAUUCGUUUUCAGAUCAGUUGACUGUUCGACUUUUACCUGGUGAAUCACUUGUCUCUGAAGCACAGAAUGUUCUCAUGUUUGCACAAGUGCGAGAAAGAAAGCAAGGAAAGUCUGGGCUGCUCUGCGUUACUAACUUCAAGCUAUCUUUCAUCACAGCUGAUGAAAAGUCAAAAGAGGAAGUGGCUUUUCAAGACGUACUUCAAUUAGGUGAAAAUGAUGUUUGCUUGUCGAAUAUUGAUGCUCUUUACUUGUUUGGGGACAAAAAGAGGAAACUAGUGCCUGACAGCAGAAACAUAACAGAAAAAGUUAAGGGCCUUCAUAUAAUAUGCAAGAACAUGAGAAUGUUAUCAUUCAGCUUCAAAUUUUCUCCGGUGGGCCAUGGAAAAACCCUUACUAAUGCUCUUUUGCACCACGCUUUUCCCAAGAGGCAUCAAUUGCUGUUUGGCUAUGAUUAUAGUGAGCCGCAGUAUCCAUGUUCGUCUGAAACUGUGAUGUUCCGCGAUGCAGGGGACUGGGGUAAAGAGUUAGCGAGAACUCAAGCCCAAGGCUGGAGAUUAUCAGCAGCCAAUCAUGAUUUCCAGAUGUUUUCCAGCUUACCUCGGUGGUUAGUGGUGCCAUCUAGAGUUCUUGAUUGGCAGCUUGGUGAAGCUGGACGACAUUUCAAUUCCGGUCGCCCGCCGCUUUGGUCUUGGAGUUCACCCUACGGAGCUGCGCUGGUGAGAAUGGCUGACAUUGUACCAACAAUUACUGACAGGGUGCAAGAGAAUAUAAUGCUUGAGUGUGUGAGAAAAACUCAUCCUCGAUUGGCUCCUCCGAUCGUUCUCGAUCUCACGAAAGAUCUUCCUUCAUGUCGAGAGUUACAAAACAGUUAUCUUAAACUUCGAGAACUUUGUACACCAGAAGAUAUUAAACAAUUCUGGGUUCAAGACCAGCACUUCCUUUCUUCUUUGGAAUCCUCAAAAUGGCUUCAGUACGUCUCUGCAUGCCUUGCAAAAUCAGUUCAAGCUGCCAAUAUCUUGAUGAGGGAUACGACAGUUGUCCUCCAAGAAAGCGAUGGAAGAGACACGUGUUGUAUCGUGACCUGUCUAACACAACUUUUACUUGAUCCUUAUUUCCGUACUAUUCAUGGAUUUCAAUCUUUGGUUCAACGGGAAUGGGUAAUUAUGGGACACCCAUUUUGCACUCGUCUUGCUCAUGUGUAUCAGCAAGAUGUAUCCAACCAGUCUCCGAUGUUUCUUCUAUUUUUGGACUCUUGUUGGCAACUACUCCAGCAAUUCCCAACACAUUUUCAGUUCACCGAGACUUAUCUAACUGUUCUAUGGGAAUCUGCCUUGCUUUCGAUCUUUGAUACUUUCUUAUUUGAUUGUGAGCGCGACCGAAUGGCUGCCAGCGCUGAGCCUAAUGAUCCUCUGAUCUUGAGGAGCGUCUGGGACGAGCUCGUCAACUCGCGGGAUGCGGCUCUCUUCGUGAAUCCUCUUUAUUUUCCUUCUGAUGAGAAGAUUGAUCCUCUCUCUUUCAAACCCUCUCUUCCAAAUAUUCAGCUCUGGCUCCAAGCUUAUUGUCGCUAUAUUCCUAUCCUAGAAAUUAGUGGAGGUGGCCCACCACAGAUUGACUUGACCGCUCGAAUGUUAACUGGACAAGUUGAGGGAGGUUUCGAAGGUCCCCCGCCUAAAGUUGGAUCCUUUUUUCCUUUUUCGCCUCCUCAUGCUUCUGCGCCUCCUCCGGCAUUAUUACUAAGCUCGCUAUCUUUGAACACCAGUUUCCAUUCUUCAGAAAUGAUGUUGGAUUCACAGUCUAUUCUGAAUGCUCCUGAUUAGAUUUUUUUAAAAUGUUUUUCAUGAGGCAAAAAGGGUACAAAUGCAAGGAAAUGUCUAGUUACCACUAUGGAUAUGUUUCCUUCUCUGAGAAAGGAACUUACUAUAAAUAUAUAUAUUAAGGUAUGUUUUUCUUUCCUGAGCAGUCCUUGGGCUGUUUUACAUUGAAAUGCCUAUCUAAAAGAAAUCGUAUAGGUGAGAAAUGUGAUUGUAUAUUUUUUUAUAUUUCUGUUCAAUGAUAUUGUUAUAAAUAUAUCCUACGUUGUUAUGAAAGUGGUACUGUUAAGAAAUUUUAAGAGUUUUAUUUUUAAUAAAAAGAAAACCCUUAAUCUGUGGUAAUUGUUGGAUGUUUUGAAUUUUGGCGAUUGUAAUAAAUGUAUACAAUUCUCAAUAAGCCCCUGGAUUUUGCUUGCACAGUAAAACCUCCAUUUACCAGUAUAAAGAGAAGGUACAACCAAUAAAUAAAAAUUGUACAUUUUAAUUUAUCAGAAUAGAAGCGAAGGAAAAAGAAUACUUGUACAAGUAAGUUCAAAUAUUAGUAUCUUAAACAAGUGCCUAAUAAAAAAUAAAUUUGAAUCAUUAAAAAUAGUGUUAUCUAUUAUGUUCUUAAUGAUGAAGUAAUGUUUCCGUUGUAAUCAUGAUCAACUGCUAAUUCGGCUAUUUUCAAAGAUAAAGUCAUCUAAUUCAGUCUCUCAUCCUCUGUGUGAAUCCAUGCCCAAUAAAAGAGAAAAUGAAUUUUCUAUUAUAGCUAGACAUGUUGUUUCACUCCCUCUCCACAAUUUGCCGAAGAAUUGAUUUUGUAACAUGAUCAUUUCUAUCUAAAAAUGUUCAUAGGUUAAUAUUAUUUUAAUCUGUUCCUUUGUUGGAAAUUAUUUCAUCAAUAAAAAUUUUCAGUUGGUUAAUUUGAAGCAAGGCCAAUUUAUCAUUGCCUAAUUGAGGUUUUACUGUAUCCAAAAUCAGAAAAAAAUAAAUGAUUAAGAAUCACACUUAUAUAUUUAAUAUAAUAUAGUAUUAUGAGAUUUAUUGAAUGUUAAAUUUAU
Molecule: messenger RNA, 3034 nt
Organism: Nezara viridula (southern green stink bug)
Lineage: Eukaryota; Metazoa; Arthropoda; Insecta; Hemiptera; Pentatomidae
Source: the annotation of a GenBank genome assembly